AUGGCCGAGGCAUCAGAGCCAGCCAGCGUGGAUUUCAGUAUCUGCAUUGUUGGUCUGGCUGAGGGGAUUGAGUCCAGCAUCAGCAAAUUUGCAGAUAACACCAAGCUGGGUUCCCUGCAGGAGCGGUACCGGCUGGGCUCGCUGCUGGGGCGUGGAGGAUUCGGCAGCGUCUUCGCAGCAACGCGGCUCUCGGACGGCGCCCCGGUGGCCAUCAAAAGGGUGCCACGGAACCGCAUCUGGCACUGGAGCAAGCUGCCCGACGGCACCAGCGCUCCCCUGGAGGUUGUCCUGCUGGACAAGGUGUCCAGUGGCUUCCCCGGUGUCAUCCAGCUGCUGGAGUGGCUUGAGCUCCCCAGCGACAUUGUGAUGGUGCUGGAGCGGCCAGAGCAGUCUCAGGACCUCCUGCAUUUCAUUCAAGCACGGGGGUUCCUGUGCGAGGAGGUGGCGCGGCAGCUGUUCCGCCAGGUGCUGGAGGCCGUGCGGCACUGCACCAGCUGCGGGGUCCUGCACCGCGACAUCAAACCAGAGAACAUCCUGGUUGACCUGGCCACCGGGCAGGCCAAAUUGAUUGACUUUGGCUGUGGCACCUACCUGCAAGAGACAGCCUACACUCACUUUGCAGGAACACCAUCAUACAGCCCCCCGGAAUGGACCCGCUUUGGCUGGUACCAUGGCGAGCCAGCUACCAUCUGGUCCCUGGGCAUCCUGCUACACGAGAUGGUCUGCGGGAAGAUGCCUUUCAGGAGGGGCUGGAACUUCAGCUGGGGCCAGCUCUCGCUGCCACAACAGCUCUCUCCAGAGUGCCAAAAUCUGAUUGGGUGGUGUUUAUCCAUGCACCCCUUGGCCAGACCCUCAUUAGAAGAGGUGUUCUGUCAUCCUUGGAUGCAGGAUAUUGAUCUGCCCUAGAAGAAGGGAGAGAGCCACAGGCACACUGUGCUGCAGGGCCCUGGUAAGUUACAGCUGCACACAUGCCUUGGCAAUGAGAAGCAAAGAAAGCC
Passer domesticus (house sparrow) is the source of this 998-nucleotide messenger RNA. Its product is annotated as serine/threonine-protein kinase pim-1-like. Gene Ontology annotation, cellular component: cytoplasm. Gene Ontology annotation, biological process: negative regulation of apoptotic process; protein autophosphorylation. Bases 1 to 906 code for a protein of 301 amino acids. Gene Ontology annotation, molecular function: protein serine/threonine kinase activity; ATP binding. NCBI's taxonomy places the organism in Eukaryota, Metazoa, Chordata, Aves, Passeriformes, Passeridae. The transcript has 6 exons. The record is from RefSeq and is a predicted model, not a curated record.